GGCUGCUGGAUCCCAACGGGCUCCUUGACCCCCAGUAAAUCACCCUGAAAAAGAGGGGGACCCCAGAAGAAAAUAAACAAACGACAUCCUCUACGUAUUCUGCACCUCCUCCUGCUGAUCCCAAAGCACAGCCAUCCCAAGCACCAGGAUUCCGAAACCAACUAGCGACCAAAGAAUAUGCAUCUGGAGAUUAAAGUUGGCCUGAAUUUCAUUAUUUCCUACUUGUAUAAUAAACUACCGAGAAGAAGAGCUGAUCUGUUUGGAGAGGAGUUAGAGAGGCUUUUAAAGGGCAAAUAUGAAGGGCACUGGUACCCAGAGAAACCACUGAAAGGUUCUGGGUAUCGCUGUGUUCACAUUGGAGAGACUGUUGAUCCAGUUGUGGAGCAGGCAGCUCGAAGGAGCGGAUUAGAUCUAGACGAUGUACGCGCAAAUGUUCCAGAAGAAUUGAGCUUGUGGAUUGACCCAUUUGAAGUGUCUUAUCAGAUUGGUGAAAAAGGAUCAGUGAAAGUGUUGUACCUUGAAGAUGUGGAGAAUAGCACUGAGCUAGACAAAGAAAUAAAGAGUAGUUUUAACCCAGAGGCACAGGCAUUUAUCCCGAUCACUAAUCAGGAAACCUCUUUGUCUAAUUCUCCUUCUCCAUCAUUUGGUCAGUCCCCAAGCCCAACAUUCAUUCCCCGGGCCACUCAGCCAAUGACCUUCACAACAGCAACCUUUGCAGCCACCAAAUUUGGCUCAACUAAGAUGAAGAAAGGAGGUCAGCGCGUGGCGCGUUCCCCAACUAAUAACCUGGUGAAACAUAAAGGUCUCUCUUUGUCGAUGCAUUCGCUAAACUUUAGCCCAGCCCAGGGAGCUCCAUCUCAGCUGUCUCCCAAUGCCAAGGAGUUUGUUUUUGGUGGUGCUACUGGGCUCUUUUAUGAUGGUGACAACCAGAACCUUCCAAGCCCAGGCCAAUUUGCCUCUCCCUUUACCGGUGGGAGCAGCCUUUUUGCAGAGAAAUCUCCUUUUGUUGAAGGCUUAAACUUCAACCUUCCUUACUCAAGCCAACCUUUCCAACCCGUUGUCCUGGCUAAUUAAGGUCAUUGAAGAAUUACUUUUUUUUUUUUUUUUUUAAUUUUUCUCUCCACUUUUUUUAACAACAAAAA
This is a messenger RNA of Xenopus laevis (African clawed frog), 1142 nucleotides long. RefSeq names its product transducer of ERBB2, 2 S homeolog (gene tob2.S). Gene Ontology annotation, biological process: negative regulation of DNA-templated transcription; regulation of gene expression. NCBI's taxonomy places the organism in Eukaryota, Metazoa, Chordata, Amphibia, Anura, Pipidae. Gene Ontology annotation, cellular component: cytoplasm; nucleus. The record is from RefSeq and is marked provisional. Gene Ontology annotation, molecular function: transcription corepressor activity.